AUGAUGAACGCAACGACAGUCGAACGGGCAGAUAUUGGUCGAUCCUAUCUGAAUUUCCGGCUUCCAAGCUACCAACAUUACCGACUCGCCGCUGGCAUCGAAGGCGAGCUUCCCAAGUUCCUCGCAAACUACACUGAUGUCGGCUUUACACAUCUCGACUGCGACGGUUUCGAACCCUCUAACCCGCAUUGUCCAUAUACGGAAGACUAUUUUCGCCUGAAGGAAGAGACUCUGUCAACCGAACAGUACAACUACAAAUAUGCGCCCGAUCUGGACGGUGGCUCAAGCAGUGGCCGAUUCCGCCGACUCCUCCUCUCAACGUCCCUUCCCCUUAAGUCGACCGUGUACACCUAA
Messenger RNA from Aspergillus melleus, 354 nucleotides. RefSeq lists its product as uncharacterized. Bases 1 to 354 code for a protein of 117 amino acids. The record is from RefSeq and is a predicted model, not a curated record. The transcript has a single exon. NCBI's taxonomy places the organism in Eukaryota, Fungi, Ascomycota, Eurotiomycetes, Eurotiales, Aspergillaceae.